Molecule: messenger RNA, 894 nt
Organism: Cantharellus anzutake
Lineage: Eukaryota; Fungi; Basidiomycota; Agaricomycetes; Cantharellales; Hydnaceae
Exons: 1
Coding region: 183-452 (89 amino acids)
Source: RefSeq, a predicted model, not a curated record
UGCACCGCCGUCCCAUUUUCUCAUCGCGAACGGAAUCCUUUUCCUCCCCCAUAAAUGUAAGCUGGGCACGAUUCAGAUAUCGCCACGUUGUCGACCUUCUGACUUGCCUCCACUUUCCUUGUUAAUCAUCCUUUUUAGAGCUUAUCUCUACCUCCCUCUUGACUCAAAGUAUCACUUCAAAGAUGAUGCGUCUUCAGUAUCGAAUCGUCUUGAUACUCAUACUGAACUCAUGGGUGUGCUCUGCGAUCCCCGACGUGCAAGCACCAUUUCGAUCCGUCCGUCAGGUACGUGCCAAAGAUCGGUUUCGGGUGUGGAGGCCGUCGCUCAACUUUUCCAUCAUGCUUCAUUCGCGUGUUUCAACUCUUUUCGUCUUUUCCUUAGCGCUUUCGUUGGCCUGCUGCCGCUUCCUCUCGUACAACCACUACAACCACAACGUCCCAUUCAUCAUCUAGAGCAGUAACGACUCCUCCUUCGGAUAACAAGAAGACGAGGGAUUCGGAUGGAGGAACGUAUGACCCUUCCGGGACGGACGACCAUUGGGAUGUUCGUCCUUGGUGGAGAUGGGAUCAUGAUCCUUACUCGGAUGACUGGCCAUUUGGGUAUUGGUUCGAUCACGCGCCGUGGCCUUGGGCGAGUCCACCCUGGCACAGGAUUGUAAGGAGGUAUCAUGGUGUCGGCGGGAAAGAAAGAUGGAAGGAUCUGGAUGUAGCUGGGAAGCAGAGGGGGCGCUGGACGCUUACUCCCAAGUAUGUUCCCCCCUCUUCCGAGAGUGUUUGAGAGAGAUCAGACUGAUGUUUGAUGUUUUCGGUUUUGUUGUUGAUCUGAUUUUUAGACUUGACCUAAUCGACGGAGAGGGGAACACGAUGGUAGCCACGUUCGAGCUACCUGGUCUAA